GCAAGAACCACACCUCCUCCCUUCGCCUGUGAUCAUGUCGUCUUGCUGCGGCGGCAAGUGCGGGUGCGGCUCCAGCUGCUCCUGCGGCAGCGGAUGCAACGGCUGCGGUAUGUACCCUGACGUGGAGACCGCCGCCACCAGCAGCGUCAAGACCACGGUCCUCGCCGCGCCGACCACCAAGGCCAGCGCCGGCGGCUUCGAGGCGGCCACCGAGGGCGGCGGCUGCGACUGCAACACCUGCAAGUGCGGCACCAGCUGCGGCUGCUCCUGCUGCAGCUGCAACUGAGCUGGCCCGGCCCGGCGAUGGCGCACGAGAGUCGAGAGGAGGAGGACGACGACGAGGCGUAUAAAUAUAAUAGCGGCGUCCAGUAAAUAAGAUCCUGUCAACUGCACCCGCCAUUAUCCAUGGUCGCUCGCUCCUCGCCUGCGUCUCCUGGUCCUGGGGUUCGUCUGAACGUCCUCGCGGCUUCACGACGGCGAUGCCGCCUCCGUCGAUCCUGUCCGUCUCGUGCCGGAUUUAAUAUUAGAUCUAUAUGCGUGUUUUUCUGCGUUAUUACU
Messenger RNA from Zea mays, 558 nucleotides. RefSeq lists its product as uncharacterized. The transcript has 2 exons. The coding region runs from base 35 to 286 and encodes 83 amino acids. Gene Ontology annotation, molecular function: metal ion binding. Lineage: Eukaryota; Viridiplantae; Streptophyta; Magnoliopsida; Poales; Poaceae. The record is from RefSeq and is marked validated.